CUGCUUGUCAGUCAGACUUUGAACUGGGUACUGGCGCUCAUCACUGCUUAUCUGUGACCGCUACUUGUCAUCAAAGACGCUGCCAUUGACACUCAUCACCAACGAGCUCAGAAAUACAGAUUAGGAUGAACAGCUGCUGAGAGAGGCAGGAAACUCGGGGGCACUACUGUAGGGACCGAGAGGAGAUUAAACGUUAGCUACGCCGUUUAACGUUCACGUUACUCGGGAGUAGCGAUGGUCCAGUCCAGGGAUAUCUUUUUAGCCUUGCUUCUUGUGGGCUGUACAGUUUCACUGGAAGUGCAGAUUACACCCACACAUGGUGAGAUUAGCCUUGGAGAGUCCAAAUUCUUCAUGUGUGAAGUUGUAGGUGCUGCUAAACACAUAGACUGGUUUGGUCCAAGUGGGGACAGGAUAGAGCCAAACAGACCAGACAUAACGGUAACCCGUAAUGAUGAGUCAUCUUCCAUCCUCACACUUUAUAAAGCUGGAACUGAAAAUGCAGGGACAUACAAGUGUGUCGCUACCAAUGGAGACCAGCAAGCAGAGUCAACUGUUAAAGUGAAAAUCUUUCAAAAAAUUACCUUCACAAAUGCACCAUCCCCUCAAGAGUUUACCGAAGGAGACAAUGCCAACAUUGUUUGUGAUGUUGUCAGCUCUCCUCCCCCCACUGUGCUCUGGAAAUAUAAAGGCGCUAAAAUACAGAUGGAAAAAGAUGUUCGUUUUAAGGUACUAAGCAACAAUCACCUUCAAAUCCGUGGUAUAAAGAAGACAGACGAGGGCUUGUAUACUUGUGAGGGUCGCCUCAUGGCCCGCGGCGAGAUUGAUCUGCGUGUCAUCAAGGUCGUUGUGAAUGUGCUCCCGACCAUCAGAAUAUGGCAGUCAGAAGUAAAUUCCACUGCAGAUGUUGACCAGCCUGCCAUGCUGACAUGUGCUGUUGAUGGCUAUCCAGAACCUAUGGUGACCUGGACAAGGAAUGGGAUCGACCUCGAGGGGGGAGAGAAGUACAGUUUUAAUGAAGAUGGCUCAGAAAUGACAAUAAUGGAUGUUAUCAAACUGGAUGAAGGAGAGUACACCUGCACUGCCAAGAACAAGGCUGGGGAGACUGACCAGGAACUCAGUCUGAGAGUGUUUGUUAAACCCAAGAUCACAUACAUUGUAAACCAGACCACGUCAGAGAUGGAGGAUCAGGUAACUCUGACCUGUGAGGCAUCAGGUGAUCCAACUCCAACCAUCAGCUGGAGCUAUGGUGAGCGUGUCUUCACCGAGGGAGAACAGGCACAUCUAAACAGGAUCUAUCAGGCAUCAUGGACUCGGCCUGAGCAACACAAGAGCGUGGAUGGAAAUGUUGUGGUGAGGAGUGAUGCACGUGUGUCCGCCCUCACUCUGAAGUAUGUGAAGUAUACAGACGCUGGUCAGUACCUCUGUACAGCACGAAGUGCCAUCGGAGAGGAUGAUCAAACAGCUUAUCUGGAGGUUCGCUAUACUCCUAAGAUCCAUGGAACUGUGGCAGUGUAUACCUGGGAGGGGAAUCCUGUCAAUAUCAGCUGUGAGGUCAAAGCUUAUCCCACCGAUGUGUCUAUAACUUGGCUUAGAGAUGGACUGCAGCUUCCCAACUCAAACACCACCAACCUUAAGAUCUUCAGAACUCCCUCAUCCAGCUACCUACAGAUUAACCCUGAGUCUGAAAAUGAUUUUGGAAGCUAUAACUGCACUGCCUCAAAUGAGAUGGGCACAGAGUCCAAGGAGUUCCUGCUUAUUCAGGCUGAGGUCCCAUCAGCUCCAUACAUAGGGAGGACGAGGCCCUUCUCCACCACUGCAUUGAUCCAGUUUGAGAUGCCCGAAUCCACUGGAGGAGUUCCUGUUCUGAAAUACAAAGCUGAGUGGAGGAUGAAGGGCAGAGGUAGCUGGGUGCAGAAAGUCUAUGAGGACCAAGAUGGCUCCAUUGAUGAGGUGACAAUCACAGGCCUGAAGCCAGACAGCGACUACGAGGUGAAGUUAUCAGCCAUCAAUGGCAAGGGUGAAGGUGAAAGCAGCCCUGCUGAGUUCUUCAAGACCGAGCCUGUUCAAGGGAAUCCCAAUCCUCCUAAGCUGGAAGGGGCACUGCAGCCUAAGGGCAACUCCCUCAAAGUCAGCUGGAUCAAGCAGGAUGAUGGUGGCUCUCCCAUCCUACAUUAUCUUGUCCGUUAUAAGCCAAUGCAAGUGUCAGAGUGGAAACCUGAAAUCCGGCUUCCCAGUGGCAGCGAGUAUGUAGUACUCAGUGGGUUGGAGUGGGACACUGAGUACGAUGUCUAUGUGGUAGCAGAGAAUAAUAGGGGGAGGUCCAAGCCUGCAACAAUGUCCUUUAGGACAUCCUCGGAGCCAGAAGCUAUCCCAGAUUUGGGUGAUGAGUCUGUACUCUCCAUGGGUAUCGUGUUCUGGGCAGGAAUCCUUGUAGUAGUGUUUGUACUCCUGCUGCUGGCUGUGGACGUCACCUGUUACUUUGUCAACAAAUGUGGCCUCAUCAUGUGUCUCUGCGGCAAAUCGGCCUCAGGGACAAAAGGGCAGAAUUUAGAGGAGGGCAAUGCAUCCUUUGUAACGAAAGAUGAGUCCAAAGAGCCGAUAGUGGAAGUCAGAAGAGAAGAUGAGCACACAGCCAACCAUAACGCAGCAGGACCGAUGGAGCCCAAUGAAACUACACCUCUCACAGAGCCAGAGCCGGUGACUUCUCUGCCACUGGACACCCCCUCCUCCGUAGCCACCAACACUGACACAGCCACUGCAACAAAUGACCCUGCUCAGGACAGCCCCUCUAGCGAGACCACUACACUAACGUGCAGCCUGUCCACACCAGUCAAUGAACCUUCGCCCACCCCUGUUGCUGCUCCGGCCCCGACCCCAGAGUCAAACACGGCCCCGCCAACUCCCGUCAUCACCUCGACUGCCGUUGAAGCUAAAAUGGCCCCGUUUCUUGAACAAAGAGGAAGUAACCUCCCAGAUGAACAGGAGAAAAUAAACACUCCUCCUUGCACCCCUGAGCAGAAUAGACCUCAGAAAUCUGGAACACCAAUACCACCAAAGCGCAGACACUCUCCCAAGCUUGCUGCUCUGAAUGCUAAAAGUAGUCCCCCUGUUUCCCCUCUUGCUGUUUCAUCCCCUCCCAUUCCAGACACCAAGAAACCCGCUCCAAGCCCACCAGUCACUAAGCUCACCACACAGCCAAACACUGCAGCCUUAAACACAGACUCACCAGCACAAGCUGCCUCCUGUCCAGCCACCACUGCCCCUCCAAAACCCAACCCAGAUUCUAAACCUUCAGCACCACAUUCCACUGGCUUCAGCUUUCCUGCUUUUGACACAGAUAAACCCACUGAUGCCGCUGGUGACAAAAACACGCCCACUACCACAAUUACUGCAGGUAGCUUCCCUUUACUGACCACAAGUGCUCUUAAAGAGCCAAAUACUGAAAAGCUCCCCUCUUUAGUCACAGACGUCCCCACACCUUUACCUGUCACCCCGAUAUCUUCAGUAGUCUCGAAUGAUCUCCUCACACCAGCAUCAAACAUGUACGACUUAACAGCUCCAGAUGUAGGGCCCAAAAAUGCAGAUUUACAGCUUGAGCUGACAAAUGGCACAGGAAGACCCUCCCGGCCUCUCUCAGACCUCAUUAGCUUAGAGAGCCCACCCGCAGCCCCCUUUCUGCCCAAUGGAGACGGAGCAGACCUCCCCCCCUCAGGCCCAGUUGUGGAGGCUUCAGAGACUCUGGCCAAGACCGGUCCUCCUGUCAACGAUGAGAAGAUUUUUGCUGAGGAGAAAGUCAAACUGGAUGAGGCAGACUUACCAAAUUCCCUGAUCACUGCAACACACAACAGUGUGAUACAGACAAAUACCACCGAGAACAAAGUAUGAUGGGCCAAGGGGAAAGCCUUAGCCUUACCCAAAACAUUUUGGAGCAGCAACAAGAGGGAAACACUUAAGGAGUUAUGAUUUUCAGUGCCCUUAACAACAUAUUUCAAACAACACGCGUGUUGAUCUGUUAGAGCGCAACUGACUGUGCUUUCAUUUCUUGUUUCAUCCACAAAAUGUUUGCCACAUCUGAGGAAUUUAUCUUAAGCUCAUAAGAGAUUUAUCUUAUUUUUUUAUUAUUUUAUUCAACCAGUCAGAUGAUUUAGAAACAAACUUAUUAUUAAUGAUCACCGGGAAAAUAUAUGAAUAUCUUAUUGUGCAUAGAUUGAGUUACAAUUUUGCACAAGUAUUGGAUUAUUAUGAGAAAUAUACAUGUAAAAAAAACAGAAGAAAAAAAGAAAACAAAUUGAUUAUAUAUAGAAAUUAUUUUUCUUAUGUUCAUGUUCUACUGUGCAAAUGUGAAACUGUUUUUUAAGUUUGUUUUUUGUUUGUGGGCUCGUCUCAUUAAGUAGUUUGUUCUGCAUGUCCGAUUUGAAAAGUGGUUGUAAAGUUUUUACGAAGUUUAUUGUUUUACUUUGUCUGUUACAGGGAUGUUUCGUGUCCCACAGACAAGCUGACGUUGACUGAACAAAGGCCUGAGCUCUGUGUUAGGAUUAUAACCAUAUUUCUUAUGGCUAAAAAAGGGGGGAAAAGAAAAAAGGAAAUUAGCAGAUUAAAUCCCAGCCAGUUGCAGGAGGGGGAGAGAGACCGAUGGAGAUUCCCUCAGCAUGUCGACAGUGUGCAUGAUCGGAUCAGAUUUGGACCACAUUUGAGAUCAAAUUUAUUCAGUUUGUCACUGCCUUACCACAGUGCUAUUAAAAUAACCGCUAAUUAAAGUGGAUUUGAUUAAAUAAAAAUCAUCUCGUUCAACGAAAACAUUCACAUAAAGAAAAAAAAAAAGAGAAAAUACCAACAGAAGUGUUGACUUUCAGCCAAGGGUUAAAGAACUGUGGAUCAAGCGAAUGUCGUGUGAUCUCAAGCUAAAUAUACUCCUCAUGUUUGUUUGGAGGACAACUACUAGUUGGAGUUAGUUGUCUUUCUUACACUUACACUCUGGCUUCAUAAUUUGGGUUGUGCUUUGAAGCUUAGAUAAAAUAAAAUAAAAAAAAUAAUAAUAAAGCAUUUUUGUACUAUUUAAAAACUACAAAGAUUUCUUUUCCAUUCCUGCCUGCAAGCUUGUGCACUGUGUGUCAGUAGAUUGUCUCGUCAUCAGUUUCUAUGAUAAUCUGCAUAGCUUUAUUGUGAGGGAUUUAGCCUGUUCUUUUUAUUUGAUGUAUUAUUAGAACAAAAAUACAAUAAGUGGACUAAUGUGGUCAUUAUAACACGUGUGGUGUAUAAAACUCUCCGUCUCUGGUCACAGCACUAUAUAUUGCCAGCUAUAGUGAAGGAAGGUGUUUUGAGCCUUGGCAUGAAUUCAAUCAGUACUUCAUAACGUAUAACUGCAAGGCACGCAGACGUGCUGGUGUUUGUAUGAGGAAAAACUCUUCUCAUAUUGAUUUAAUGAGUGUUAUCUGCGGGGCUUGUUCUGGCAUAAUUACUCAUGCUUUUUUUAUUUCUCUCCCCCAGUUGUUAUUCAGGUGUUGUGUAAUGUGGUUUUUGGAUUUCUUUUUUUAGUUUUUGUCUCUUUUUGUAUUAAAAAUCGCUCUGCUUGACAAGUUCAGAAUAUCGGUGUCAGGAAGCAGGGUGGUCCACCUGAAACACAAGAACAGACUUUUUUUUACGUUUUAGAUAACAGAUGUGAUGUCAGGAAACCUGACUGCAGAUCUGAAAUGUAAAAGAAGAACUCAGCUUUACACUCCUUGUACUCCACUGCUUUUAACAGACCACCUUGCUCCCUCCUCUCUGGAUGCUCCCUUUUUUUUUUUUUUUUUUUUUUUCUUUUGCUUUAUCAGGGUUUACUCAGAAAACAUGUUGUGUACAGUCUGAGUGAUAACCCGUUUACAAAAUAAAAAUGGUUUCUAAAUCUA
Molecule: messenger RNA, 5888 nt
Organism: Melanotaenia boesemani (Boeseman's rainbowfish)
Lineage: Eukaryota; Metazoa; Chordata; Actinopteri; Atheriniformes; Melanotaeniidae
Gene: ncam1b
Product: neural cell adhesion molecule 1b
Exons: 22
Coding region: 235-3885 (1216 amino acids)
Biological process (GO): homophilic cell-cell adhesion; synapse organization
Cellular component (GO): neuronal cell body; axon; plasma membrane
Molecular function (GO): protein binding; axon guidance receptor activity
Source: RefSeq, a predicted model, not a curated record